Molecule: messenger RNA, 1298 nt
Organism: Elgaria multicarinata webbii
Lineage: Eukaryota; Metazoa; Chordata; Lepidosauria; Squamata; Anguidae
Gene: NAT14
Product: N-acetyltransferase 14 (putative)
Exons: 3
Coding region: 177-800 (207 amino acids)
Molecular function (GO): N-acetyltransferase activity
Source: RefSeq, a predicted model, not a curated record
AGGCUGCAAAGCGAGAAAGGGUUGAGUAACGGCCUCGGGGGCGAAGCUAUUUCACACACCCCUCUCUCUGAAGUGGUGGGGUCUGCAGGGGAUAUCGGGAAAUUCCAUGUGCCUCUGUGCAGGGGUGAAGGCAGCUGCAUUCUACAGGCUGGGUGCCAUUUCUACUGGCUGCCAGUAUGCCUACCCUGGAACCUGAUCAACUGGCCAUCAGGGAAAUGAGAGAGGAUGAAGCACCGCUUGUCUUGGAGCUCCUGAAGGAUGGCUUCAAGGAUACAGAGAACCGCCUGAUCUUGUACGUGCUGACGCGGCCGUUGGCGUUGCUGCUGAUGGCGGUGGUGAGCAGCGGCCUCCGUUUCUUCCUGAACUCUUUUGUGGUGGCUCUGGUGCUGCCAGUGCUACUCACCGUAGUGGCUCUGAAGCUCCUGCUGUGGCGCUCGCCGGACUUGAAACACCUUCAUGCCUAUUACAGCGCGGGCCAGCGCGGGCUCUGGGUGGCCGUGUACGACGAGGACGACGUGUGCGGCUGUGUGGCCCUGGAGCCCCGCGGCGGGGAGCCCCGCGCAGCCGAGCUGAAACGCUUGGCCGUCAACCGUUGGUACCGGCGCUCCGGCGUGGGGCGUCGCCUCCUCAGCUUCCUGGAGGAGCGGGCCCGUGCACAGGGCUUCAAGUUCCUGGUGGCCCAGGUCUCGGUGGUCACCAAAGCAGCCAUGGAGCUCUUCGAGAGCGCUGGGUACAGCGUGAGCGGCGGGCACCGAUGGCUGGGCUACACUAUUCAGCAAGAGUUCAGCAAAGAGCUUUAGCGGCUGGGCCUGCUCGUUGCUAGCCGGUGACCCAAGGCAGGGAUAGCACAUGGCCUCUUGAGUAAUUUUGCUCCAGAACGGGGAAAGCACAGACUUCUAGGAACAGGCUGUGGUGAUCAAGUCACUUCCAGGCUCCAUACAGUCCUUGUCAACAAGGUGGCUUUCUCUGCCUGGGAAAUGGAAGAUUCUGCGAAUGUGAUUGCAGAGCAAAUCAGGGUGAACGGAUUUGUCUGUUAAGAGUCUACUCCCCUGUCUGUUACGUUAAUCAGACUCGAAGUCAUUUAGGGAUUUCAAUCCCAAUUUAUACACUUGCAGUUUGGGGAACAGGAACAACCAGUACCCAUUCCCCGUGUCCUGACUCGGGUCAGAUGAAGGCUGGGUAUAAUCUGUACUAGACACAUCCAGAUUUUACACCAAAGGUAACCUCAAAUUCUGUUGAUCUGAGCCAAUUAUGCAAAUCACGCCAAUUUGGAAUUAUUUGUUUAUUUAUACAUACAG